Messenger RNA from Fragaria vesca subsp. vesca, 2466 nucleotides. RefSeq names its product cleavage stimulation factor subunit 3-like. The transcript has a single exon. Gene Ontology annotation, molecular function: mRNA binding; protein binding. Gene Ontology annotation, cellular component: nucleus. The record is from RefSeq and is a predicted model, not a curated record. NCBI's taxonomy places the organism in Eukaryota, Viridiplantae, Streptophyta, Magnoliopsida, Rosales, Rosaceae. The coding region runs from base 302 to 2359 and encodes 685 amino acids. Gene Ontology annotation, biological process: mRNA 3'-end processing.
AUCUAUCGUCAGAAAUAAAUUAAAAGAGGCUCCCCUCUGUGUUUCCGCGUCUGGAAACUAAACCCCUAUUAGAUUGGGAAAGUGCAAAACCUAAUUGCACGCGGAAUGAAAUCCUUAUUGCCCUCUCCCAAUCCAAUAGGGAUUUAAUCCCUCACCGACUCACCGUCUAUAUUAGGCACCCACCUCUUUCCUCAAUUCUCAUAUUCCCAUCAUCCCUUUCUCCCCCAAUUCUCUUUCCCCAAAUCCAAUUAGGGUUCCUAUUUUCACAUCCCCUGAAACAAUCAACACCCCAAAACCCACCAUGGAUCCCAAUCUCAACGUCCAUUCCGCUUCCUUCCAAGCCAAUCAAGCCCGCCGUCUUCCGAUCUCGGAGGCGGCGCCUAUCUACGAGCAGCUCCUUGCUGCCUUCCCGACCGCCGCGAAGUUCUGGACCCAAUACGCCGAGGCCCAGAUGGCGGCGAACAACGACGAGGCCACCAAGAACAUAUUCGCCAGGUGUUUGCUGAAAUGCCGCCACGUCCCUCUCUGGCAGGCCUACCUCAAUUUCGUCAAGAAAGUCAAUUCCAACAACGGCCUAGAGGGUAUUAAGGAAGCCUUUGAUUUCGCAAUCGAUUCUGUUGGGGAUGAUAUUGCGUCUGGCCCUGUGUGGUUGGACUACAUUAGCUUCUUGAAGGGUAGUAAUCAGAUUGUUUCGAUGAGGAAAGUGUACCAGAAGGCUGUUGUGAGUCCUAAUCAUAACCUGGACCAGAUUUGGAGCGAGUAUCAGAGCUUCGAAAGAACCUACAACAAGGACCUUGCGAAAAGCCUGCUGGCUGAGUUUUCCGGGAAGUUUAAUCGCGCCAAGAUUGUGUAUUGGGAGAGGAGGAAUGCGGUCAAGGACAUUGAUUUCAGCAUGCUUGCUGUGCCGCCGACUGGCUCUCCCAGGGAAGAAGGGCAGUGGAUGGCGUGGAAGAAGCUGUUGGCUUUUGAGAAGGAGAACAAACAGAUGAUAGAUGUUGCGUGGUGCAACAAGCGAAUUGUGUUGGUGUAUGAGCAGUGCCUGAUGUAUCUGUGCCAUUACCCUGAUAUGUGGUAUGAUUAUGCAAUGUGGCUUGUGAAUAGUGGUUCUGUGGAUGCUGCGGUGGAAGUGUUUAAGAGAGCUUUGACGGCUCUUCCUGAGUCAGAGAUGCUGAAGUAUGCGUAUGCGGAGCUGGAAGAAUCCAGGGGAGGAAACCAGGCUGCAAAGAAGAUAUAUGAGAGCCUUUUGGGAGAUGGUGGUGCUAGCACUACAUCAGGACUUGCUCAAAUUCAGUUUCUUCGAUUCUUAAGGAGGACUGAAGGUAUCGAAGCUGCUCGCAGCUACUUUUUAGAAGCUAGAAAAUCCCAGAAUUGUACUUAUAAUGUAUAUAUUGCUUAUGCCAAUAUUGCUGUGUGUCAAGAUAAAAAUAUGAAACUUGCACUUAAUGUUUUUGAGGCUGGGAUGAAACUGUUUUUGCAUGAGCCUGAGUACAUUCUUGAGUAUUUAGAUCUUUUGAUUCGCUUGAAUGAUGAUAUAAAUGCUAGAGCCUUGUUUGAGAGGGCAUUAUGCUCAUUGCCAACUGAGAAAUCGGUUGAGAUAUGGAACAGAUUUGUCAAGUUUGAGCAAAAUUAUGGAAACUUGACCAGUCUGUUGAAGGUUGAGCAAAGAAAAAAAGAAGCACUUUCUAGAAUAGGUGGUGAAGAGAAAUCUUCAUCUUCAGAAAGUUCAUUGCAGGAUGUUGUAUCACGAUAUACUUUCAGGAAUCUUUGUCCCUGCUCUGUGAAGGAUCUGGAUCAUUUAACCCGAGAAGAGUCCCUCUCUAGAAAUAUGAAUAGGAAGCUGGAUAGUGCCUCGACUGUUCCGACUGAAGCUAAACCAGCUGUGGUACCAGAUUCAUCAGUUCCAGUGUCUGCAAAAGUAGUUUAUCCAGCUACUAAUCAGACCAUGCCUACAACUGUGGUUCCAAACCCAGGGCUGCGAAGCCAAACACCCAUGGCUGGAAAUGUCCAAACCACAACGGGGCUUGUAGGUGGAGAUCCAAAGUUUGAUGAUGUACUACAUACCGCACCUGCUUUGGUAGCCUUCUUGACGAAUAUGCCGCAGCAAGUUGGGGGUCCAACCCCAGAUGUGGAUGUUGUGUUAUCAUUCAUUCUGCAAAGUGACAUACCAAUCAGCAGAAAAAGGAAAGCCGAUGGAAGGGAUGAUGAAGUCAAUCUCUUGCAGGAUCUCCCAGUAGAUGUUUUCAAGAUGCGGCAGUUGAAGAAGUAUCAGGGUUCUGGUUCUCAAUCAGGAUCUGCUUCCUAUGGGAGUUCUAGUUGUAGUUCAGGAGAUUACAGUGUAGUAACUCGAAACACUAUCUAAAUGUAAAUUGUUAAGUGAAUUCUCUUAUGUUGUUUCCUCACUUCCUGAUCGUUUGCAGAUCAGUCUCAUGUACAAAUACCAUUUACUCAAUAAAGAUUCUAUUUUUC